Molecule: messenger RNA, 257 nt
Organism: Paramecium sonneborni
Lineage: Eukaryota; Ciliophora; Oligohymenophorea; Peniculida; Parameciidae
Source: the annotation of a GenBank genome assembly
AUGAAGAUUUAGUUGAAAUAAAAAAUUUAGGACUAUUAAUAGAGGAUAAUCUUGAUUACAAAAGUAAUAUUUAAUUUAAUUUAUUCUAGCGAAGAGGAAUAAUCUAAAAAGAUUAGUUGAUUGAAGCAUUAUAGAAUUAUCAGGAUUUGGUUCACCUCAAUCGUUAAUAUAGUUUGGCAUUCAUAAGAAUAGUUUAGAACAAUAUUAAACUUUUAGGAAGAGCAAUGAGACUAUAGGCCAUUAUCAUGAUAAAUUGA